UUAAUACGUGUAUAAUUCAUUAUUAUUGUAGCAGUCCUUGUCAGUCUUGUGAGUGUCAUUCAUGACUGAUCGUGUAAGGUCUGCUAUACAAACUGUUACAGUGCAAGAUGCGGUCUUGAGUAAGAUUCCAGGUAUUGAGAACGUACAGGUGCUCAAAAGCUUAAGCUCUGGGACAAUCGCUGCGCUUACUGGCUGAUUCAU
Messenger RNA from Nezara viridula (southern green stink bug), 201 nucleotides. The record is from the annotation of a GenBank genome assembly. NCBI's taxonomy places the organism in Eukaryota, Metazoa, Arthropoda, Insecta, Hemiptera, Pentatomidae.